This is a messenger RNA of Tripterygium wilfordii, 1284 nucleotides long. RefSeq names its product LOB domain-containing protein 22-like. NCBI's taxonomy places the organism in Eukaryota, Viridiplantae, Streptophyta, Magnoliopsida, Celastrales, Celastraceae. The record is from RefSeq and is a predicted model, not a curated record. The coding region runs from base 242 to 1042 and encodes 266 amino acids. The transcript has 3 exons.
AACAAAUUGAAAAAUCUUCAAAUAGAAAGAAAUGAAGGGAAAACGAGGCGCACAACAGCACGUAAGUAAAUAACGACCUCCGAUUUAUUCUCUAACGGAAACACCACACUCCUUACUCCGCUAUAUCUCCUCCUAGUUUUUCUCUCUCGCACUCCUCCGAUUCGCCGACUGUUUUUCCUGAGCGUGUGUGAAGGGACGGGACACCCGAAAUAAUCUAAAAUUUCGAAGAGAUGAUGAUAACAUGAACAGCGGCGGCAGCAAGACUGACUCUACCGCAACACAAGCUUGUGCAGCGUGUAAAUAUCAGCGAAGGAAGUGUGCCCCUAAUUGUCUACUCGCUCCUUACUUUCCUCCGCAUUUACAAAAAGAUUUCUUGAAUGCACACAAACUGUUCGGAGUAAGUAACAUCGCGAAAACCAUCCGAAAAUGCAAGCCACAUCAGCGAGAUGCGGCUGUCAAGAGUCUGAUUUUUCAUGCCACUGCGCGUGCUAACGACCCUGUUUGGGGUUGUGUGCCGAUAAUUGCGAAAUUGGAGCGAGACUUGCAAAUGGCGCAGGCGGAGUUACGGUUUGUUCUGCAUCAGAAUGAGAUGUUUAGGGCUCAAGCAGCCGCCAUCCAACCACACCCUUUUCAGGUAGAUGAUAUUCUUAACGCGGAGGAGGAAUUUGGUCAUGAUGAUGCUGUGGCUGUGGCUGUCCCUGUCCCUUAUGGGGAAGGUACUAGUCUUGUUCAGCAAGAUCAUAAUCUGUUUGAUGGAAUUCCCGUUAAGACUGAAACAGAGGGGUCGUCUUCGUCCAGUCAUAAGCCACAAUUCCCAGUAUUGGGUGAGGAGGGGGAGCCAUUGUUUGGGCUGUUUGAUGACAAGGAUAGUGCAGCUUUUUUGCACUCCAUCCAUAACAACAGGGGUAAAGCUGUCCUGAAGGAAGAUGUCAAUCCAGUCCAUCAUGAGCAGGAACAUGAUUUGAAGGAUGCAGUUCCCCCAUUCUCUCUCACUAAUGGAAAAGGAGAGGAAAUAAGUAAAUCCUUGAAUGGGAUUACUUAAGAUUUUUGUAGAAACCUGAACAUUCUCUUCCUGUCGGCGAGACUUUGAUCAUUUUUCGUAUGCUUUUCCACCAUGUUUGCAUACUUGCAAGGAAGCAUCAGUGGGAAAACUGCUUUGUUUUUAGAAAACUAGAAUGUCUUCAUGACCAACCUCUUCAAAGUUCAAAUGAGAUGAACUUCAUAAUAAGAUUGUCCAACAAGAAGAAUAGUACUUCUGCUGAAGUAUUGAAAUCUUCCUCAUCA